Molecule: messenger RNA, 1304 nt
Organism: Fusarium verticillioides 7600
Lineage: Eukaryota; Fungi; Ascomycota; Sordariomycetes; Hypocreales; Nectriaceae
Exons: 1
Coding region: 136-798 (220 amino acids)
Source: RefSeq, a predicted model, not a curated record
CCAUUCUGUUCCCUCUCCUUUCCCAAUUUCCCGCUGACAUUUUCCCUUCUUCAACAUCCCAUCGUUCGUUCAUUCAUUCGCUCAUUUUCAGCCACAAAAUACCUUCACUUCAUACACUCGCUAUCAAUAUUCAACAUGUCUUCUGCUCUCGUAACCACUCUCCCCGUCUUCGCCGAUGCUGGCUCGUCCCAGACUCUCGUUGCUGAAGUCCUCGGCGCAGAUGCGGAUCACACAACAUACGUUCUGAACUGCCCCUACGUUGACCCCGAGAGCGAAGAGUACCAUACCAUGGACGACUGCGGUGUCUACAACAAUACGUACAUCGUCGGACCGUACAUGAGCAAGACUCUUCCUCCUGGUGCUGCUAGCACAGGCGACUUUGAUCUCUUUGUCACCAUGCCCGGCGACGCAGAAGAUGAUUGGAAAUUCUCCAUCCACUGCGAGAUGUCGCGUACCAUCGCCACGAAGUGCACCACUAUCAAUAUCGGCGGCAACGACGAUGGGCACCCUACCGCUACUCUGACCAACACUGAUGAUCUGGAGGAAUACGGGUUUAGGACAUUCGACUACGGUGCUGUUUCAAUCACUGCUGGUCAGGAACUGCUCAACGCUAAACACGCGAGCGCUACUGCGACUGCUAGCGACGCCACCAAGACCAAGGCUUCGGGAAGCGAUGCGAGUGGAUCUGAGACUUCUGGUGUAGCUACACCCACUAACACUUCUGGUGUCUCGUCUUCUUUCACGCGUGCGUUUGGUGCUCUGUCUUUGGCUGGUGUCGCUGCUGCCCUCGUCAUGUGAGGCUCCGGCUCGGAAUAACUCUAUCCUAGCACAGUUCUUGUAUGAUUCUCAGUAAUGAGGCUUGGGGAGACGACGGGUCUCGUAAUACACAGGAUUCACCUUAAUGUUUUAUACUUUAGUCAUGUGACAUAAAUGAACAAAGUUCUUCCCCCGUGUGGUUUGGGGAUAUGCGUCGGGUAUCCUGUUUAAGUUUGAGUUUGAACCUGUCGGAUGAAGGUUUUCCCCAAGCAACUACAGGCAUAUGAACCACAGCCCGAAUCGGACUGCAGGCUGAGCCCUUACAUCAUAAGCCAACCUAACUUCGAAGUGAUACGUGGCUAAGUAGAAAGACAUCUCGAGCAUUCGCCUCAUGAGAAACCCUAAGUGUAAUCAUACUCCCCAGUGUGAGUCAUGUUGAGCAGCUCAGGGGCGUAGACGGGGGAUUCGAGGUUAAAUUAUGUUAUGGGGCGUGUAAAUCUUAGAAGCGAGUGACAUCGAGUAUAAUGGAAAGGUAAUGAGUCUCGGAG